UUAAACACCAGUCGAAACGCACACAGAAGCAAAUCGAGUGUUUUAUCAUGGCUAAAUUCCGAAUAACUGCUCCAGAGUGAAUAUAUUAAGUGCACUUGACAGGCAGCAGAAGUAAUGUCUCCCCCCCGUGAGUUAAACCUGAGUUGGUACGGUCUGAUGCUGAGCUGCGCGGGACGAAACAAGGCGCGUGCUGCUUCCCAAGUCUGUGCUGCUCAAAUUAACCGCAGCGUUCUUCACCAUGGCUCGAGAUUAUAAAGCUGGAGACCUGAUCUUCGCUAAGAUGAAGGGUUAUCCUCACUGGCCUGCGCGGAUUGAUGAUGUUCCGGACGGAGCGGUGAAGCCUCCUAAUGCUAAAUUCCCCAUCUUUUUCUUCGGGACUCAUGAAACGGCGUUCCUCGGUCCUAAAGAUAUUUUCCCAUAUUUACCAAACAAAGAUAAAUACGGAAAACCCAACAAGAGGAAAGGAUUUAAUGAGGGAUUGUGGGAAAUCGAGAACAACCCUACAGUGGAGCUGAACGGAGAGAAGGUGAUGGCGAUGGAAGCUGUUUCGGAUAAAGAGUCGGACGGCAGCCCCGAUGAUGAACGAGAGGGGAGCGAAAAAAGUCAGGAGAAGAAGAGGAAGUCCAGUAAAGUGGCUGGAGAGGAGGAGGAGGAGGUGGAGGAGGAGGAGGAGGUGGAGGAGGAGGAGGAGGAGGAAGGUGAUGGCAUGGAGAUGUCUCUAGUGGAGGAAGACUCACCACUAAAAGACUCGGCAGAUCCUGCGAAAGCUAAGAGAGUCUGGAAGAAGAAGUUGCACGCUGAAGCCGAGCAGGACUCGGGGGAAGAAGGCGGACCCGCUAGCCACACCUCCAGCCCCGUGGCUGUAGAGGCACCAGCUCCCAAACGGAGAGGCAGAAAACCCAACGCGGAAAAACUUAUGCUGCUGCAGCAACAGGCCUCACAUGGAGAUGCUGGUGGAGACGUAGAGAAGAAGCGCAAGAGAACAGUGGAGGAUAAGAGCAGGUCCUCGGAUGGAGAGAAGGAUCAAACCUCAGAGGGGAAAAAGAAAAAAGAAAAAGAUGAAAGUAAAGGAGGGAAGAAGGAGCCAGAAGCCAAGAAGAAGCGCAGUGCCAAGGAGGAAAGCUCAUCGGAGUCUGACGAGGAUGCGAAGCGAAACCGUAAACGAAUGAAGCAAACAACAGAGACAGAAAAAGACGGACGACGUAAACCAGAUGAAAUAAACGAGUUGGGAAAAGAGGAAGGGAAAAAAGAGGAAAGAAAAGGAGAGAAGAAAAAGGAAGUGUCGACAGAGUCACGACUGCAUAGGCUACACGGCGAGAUUAAAAUCUCACUGAAAAUCAACAACCCGGAUGUGAAGAAGUGUCUGGUGGCUCUGGACGAGCUGAGCUCACUACAGCUCACCACUCAGCACCUCCAGAAACACAGGGAGCUCAUCGCCACACUCAAGAAGAUCCGCAGGUUCAAGGCGAGUCAGGACGUGAUGGACAAAGCCACCAUGCUAUAUCAUAAAUUUAAGACCAUGUUCCUGGUGGGAGAGGGAGAGACGCUGAUCAGUCAGGUCAUCAACAAGUCUCUGGCUGAGCAGCGGCAGUUCGAGGACGCCAAGAAGGGGGCGCUGAAAAGAGUCGAGCAAAGCAAGGAACCCGGCACAGAUAACAGAGCUGUGAAUGGAGACUCUAGUCCCGAAGAUAAGACCACUGAGACGGAGAUGGAAAGGACUGAGGAACCAGCAGAACAGAACAGUGUGAUGAAUCCAGCAGAAGAAUCUGUCUAAUGAUGAUGCACCGCUGAUGAUGGUGAUGAUGGUACACCAUGGUGUGAGUGUGUGUCAUCAGCACUAAGAAACAGGCGUGGCCUUUACACUUUCUCAGUUUUGUCCUCAUCAGAACCCAAGGCUCUUCCCUUGUCUUAGUGAUUUCCAGAAUCAGAAUUCCGGAUUUUUUUUUUGUUUGUUUGUUUUUUCAUUUGUUAAUCUCUAUACAUACAAAUGUUUUAGUCCUAGUUUUAGCUACACCUCCUGAUCCAAAGCUUUUCAAUAUUUUAACAGUCAGAAGGAAUUUAUAAUUAUUCUCACUCGCAUUUUAUUUUAAUUUCUUUUUUUAAACACGUAUCUCCGGAAUGGCUGAGAUAAGGAUCUGGGAAUCUGUGUGGUUCAUAGCGUUCCUCAGACUCUCCCCACUCUAACCUGGCUGAGUGUGAAAGAAAGUGGGAGAUUAGCAGCUGUUAGCCGUCACUAGUGCAGUUUCACUGUGUGUGUGGGUGUGUGCGUUUGUCCUUUCUGUAUGAAUAUAGAGGUAUAUUUUUUAUACAGAAACACUUCUUUUUGUCUCUGCCCGGUGCGAGUAUGUGUGUGUAUGUAUGUGAGCCUCUCGGGGUGUUAAUGUAAAUAAGAGUACUGUAUUUUUGUGUCUGUUCUACAAACUACAACUUUAAGGCCUUUAAUAAAGUAGUGUUUUGUUA
Messenger RNA from Clarias gariepinus (North African catfish), 2460 nucleotides. RefSeq names its product PC4 and SFRS1 interacting protein 1a (gene psip1a). Gene Ontology annotation, cellular component: nucleus. The transcript is spliced from 18 exons. NCBI's taxonomy places the organism in Eukaryota, Metazoa, Chordata, Actinopteri, Siluriformes, Clariidae. The record is from RefSeq and is a predicted model, not a curated record. Gene Ontology annotation, molecular function: transcription coregulator activity; double-stranded DNA binding. The coding region runs from base 239 to 1774 and encodes 511 amino acids. Gene Ontology annotation, biological process: regulation of transcription by RNA polymerase II.